UUCUUGACUUCACAAUGAAACAGUUGGAAUUACCUGAUGCAGCACUCAGUUUUUAUGGCCUUCUGGUGACUCAUCUGGAGUAACGUUGGGAUCCCAAUAUUCUUUAGAUCGGAAUGAAUAAUGUGACCCUAUGUUCGUGUGCUUUAAAACUCCGAAACCCAAGUCUUCAAAGGCGCUUAGAAUAAGAAGUGCGUUACAUAUGGGGCGCAAGAAGGCUUCCCGACAAGAUCAGUCAAGAAGUUCUAACUCACAGCUUUCCUCUCGUGAGAAUGUAAAGGAAGCACAUGCAAACGAAAGUUCAACAGUUUCUAGUGAAGUCAAUUUGCCUGAUUCCGAUGUUACAGACGGUCCCGAAACAAUUGACGUUCUUGGAAACGGUCUUAUUAUCAAAAAAACAUUGCAAAAGGGUCUUGGGCGAGAAACCCGCCCAAACCAUGGUGAUUCUGUGUUGGUGAACUAUAAAUGCUGGUUGGAAGAUGGGACACUUAUUGAGGAAGCUGAAAAUGCUGAAAUAGUUCUUGGCGACGGUGAUGUCAUACAUGCUUUUGACCUUGCCAUUCCGCUUGCCGAGCACAAAGAAGUGUUUGAGUUGGUGACAGAUUCUCGAUUUGCAUAUGGAUCCCGCGGACGAGACCCAGAUAUUCCGUCAGAAGCCAAAUUAACUUAUCGUAUCGAAGUUUUAAAGGUGGACGAUCCUCCUUGUUACAGUACUAUGUCCACUUCGGAAAGACUUGAGGCCGCUAAUCGAAAGAAGGAUCGAGGAAAUUAUUAUUACAGGAGAGAAGAGUUCGCUUUCGCGAUUGAUAGUUAUAACAAAGCGCUGAAAAUUUUAACCCUGCCUCCUAUUCCCUCACAGUCUUCAAGUACCAAAGCUACAGAGACUGACUGUCCAUCAGAGCUCAUCAAUGACGCAAAAAUCAAGUUAGAGAAUAAUCUGGCAGCUGCUCAGUUAAAGGUCCAAGCGUAUGAUGCAGCUAUAAUGUCAUGCGAUGCUGUUUUACAAAGUGAUCCACAGAAUAUUAAAGCUCUAUUUAGGAAAGGAAAGGCACUUUUAGAAAUGAAUGAAGUGGACGAUGCAAUUCCUAUCCUUCAGAAAGUGUUAACUCUAGCCCCAGGUUCCCAGAUGGCUAGUGUGGAGUUGGCACGUGCUCGAGCUAUACGUCAGAAAGAACGCGAACAUUUAUCAAGAUCAGUUAGUCGCCGAUUUCCAAAACUUAAACAAAAUAAGACGCCCAAAUUGUCUGCUAUGUCCAAAGUUAAACAGGUAGUGAGCUCUCGGUCUGUGAUUGUAACAAGUAUUGUGGCAGUCCUUUCCGUCUUUGUCGGUCUAGUUGUAUACAUAUAUCAACCUGUCCUUAUGGGUAUGAGCGCAUAAUAACCACAACAGAAAACAAUUUCUUCACUUGUAGUUUUAUUGCAUUAUUAAAUGAUGAAGUGUACAUUAUGAAUUGAAGGUGUGUAUAAUAUUAUAUAUAUACAUAUAUAUAUAUCUUUAUUAUUUACUACUAAUCUUAUCAACAUAACUGAUUUCAAGCACAAAAUUGUUUACUUUGAAAUCUUACGUUUUAUAUUCUUAUAUCGUUGUCAUUUCUUUUCUUUAGGCGAACGUUUAUUUGUUUGAGUUGAUGAUGAUUAUGAUGUUUACUACUCCUGUUUAUCGAUCUCUUUUUUCCCUACCUAUCUUUUUUUGUUAAAACUUAUGACCUUAUGACUUAUUAGGGAAUGUGAACAUUUCACCUCACCUUGUGUGUGUGUGUGUAUGUAGCAUUAUUAUGUUCAAGCAAACACAAACACAUCUGUGACACGUAUUGAGACAGAAUUUUUUUAUAUUACUCACAAUAUGUAAUGUAAUAUGGUUCUUUCUCCACUUUGUUGUUUUUUUCCUUUUUAUUGUUUUAAUAGUUAAUUACUGUAUUAUUCACCAAAUAUUUGAAUUGCAUGAUUUCAAUUUUUUUUUCCUGUUUGAUUUUGUUUGUUUGAAAUAAUAAAUGGUUUUUAUCUUCAGCAAAUGGAUUAUUUGCUCUCU
Messenger RNA from Trichobilharzia szidati, 2026 nucleotides. Lineage: Eukaryota; Metazoa; Platyhelminthes; Trematoda; Strigeidida; Schistosomatidae. The record is from the annotation of a GenBank genome assembly.